GAGUUUAGUUGAUUAUCGUGCGUUCUAAGCUAUCUACUUCUCAGUACCGAUCCGGUUUUAUAAAUAUUUUGAUUUUCGUUUAUUAGCUUGUGACUAAUUUAUUAUUGCAUAAUUUCUAAUAAAAAAAUGCGUUUCACACUCUGUGCUUUACUUGUACUGUGUUUGGUAGCUGUUGCUUUCAGCAUUCCUGCUAAGGAUAACAAGAAACAGGCUCCCACUUGCUCGAAGGACUGUGGAGACAAAUAUGAUCCCUUAUGCGCCAAAGCUAAGACUGGUACCAAGGAACGUUUACUCACAUUUGGCAGUCCAUGUGUUAUGGACAACUACAAUUGUGCACACAGCGACGAUCAAUUUGAAAAGAAAUCCAAUGGAGAAUGCCCUGGCAACGUGAGUGUACGUUUGUCUUAGACGACAUAAUUUAGCACAUAUCCACAAAUUGUGGAAUUGCGAAUGCAUGUACCAAUUUUAUUAUAAAUGACACUAUGACAUUAACAUAUACGAAAUAAACAAUUAUUUUUGCUUUGAAUAA
Teleopsis dalmanni is the source of this 529-nucleotide messenger RNA. RefSeq names its product vasotab. The transcript has 3 exons. Lineage: Eukaryota; Metazoa; Arthropoda; Insecta; Diptera; Diopsidae. The record is from RefSeq and is a predicted model, not a curated record. Bases 127 to 408 code for a protein of 93 amino acids. Gene Ontology annotation, molecular function: protein binding.